AGAGCAAGAGGAGCCGGAGGAAAAGAGAAGCCGGACGGUGCCAAGAGAGCUUGCGCAAGCAGGGGUGGAAACCGGGCAAACCAGGCCAGCGACGCCGAAGCGCGUCGCUCAAUAUCGCUUUGGUCGCCAACCGUGCAGUGGGAGCGCAGGAUCCAAUUCCGGAACAACCCUUCUUUGCGAAUUCGACGUUGUUGCCGCCGCAGGGCUCUCCGUCAUACCGGGAGAACCGUUAGCCCUCGAACAGGACGAUGGAGGACAAGAAAGUCGAGCAGUAUUACUCGCCGCCGCCGCAGCUUGGAAAAUGGGAGGGAUUCAGGAUCUUUUUAUGGAAUUCGGAGACCGGCCAGUUUAUGGGGCGUACCGGCGCAAGUUGGGCGAAGAUUUUGCUCUUCUACGUGAUAUUCUACGCAGUCCUUUGCGGAUUCUUCGGAGCAAUGUUGGCCGUGUUCUACCAAACGUUGGAUCCGAACGUUCCUAAAUGGCAACUGGAAGGCUCGCUAAUCGGCACCAAUCCCGGACUUGGUUUUCGGCCGAUGCCACCAGAGAGCAACGUCGACAGCACUUUGAUUUGGUACAAGGCUAGUAACGUGGGAAACUAUGGUUACUGGACCAAGGAACUGGAUGCUUUCCUUGCUCAUUACAGGAAAACUCCGGCGAAACAUGGCGUCGCUGACACGAGGAUGCCUUGCGACUACGACAAACCUCCCCUACCAGGAAAAGUCUGCCUCCCCGACAUCGAGUCGUGGCAUUCCUGCAAUCAAAACAAUAGUUACAAUUAUCAGAAAUCCGCACCAUGCAUUUUCCUCAAGUUGAACAAGAUCUUCGGAUGGAUGCCGCAAAUCUACAACGACACGAGCAAACUUCCGAGCAACAUGCCGGACGAUCUGAAAUCUCACAUCGCGAACGAGCAGUCGCAGAACCGGAAGACGGUCAACACUGUUUGGGUAUCGUGCGAGGGAGAGAGUCCUGCGGAUGUUGAAAACAUCGGGCCGAUACAGUAUAUCCCACAGCGAGGAUUCCCCGGGUAUUAUUUCCCCUUCACCAACACUCCAGGCUACCUGAGCCCGCUGGUUGCCGUGCUGUUCGAGGCACCGAAGCGUGGCGUCCUGAUCAACAUCGAGUGCAAGGCGUGGGCUCAAAACAUUCAUCACGAUAGAUUUGAGCGACGUGGAUCGGUGCACUUCGAGCUGAUGGUGGAUUAAGCUCCGAAUUAAUAAAUAAUCAAAGACCACUGCCAACCGCCGGCAAAAUCCUCGAGCCCUCGAUCACCGGGCAAGCGUUCCGCCGUGUUUACAUUUAUCCACGUGUCAUUUUCUUUCAUAUACCCGAUAUUCAAUUUUCAUUUUUCAGCCUUAAUGUAUUCCGUGAAAUAUUUUCAAAUUCGCCAAAAAUUAUAAGUAUAAAACGAAAUGAAAAACACGGCAAGAAAUAUGUGCGGACAAAUAUUUAAUUCAUUAUUAUUCGCGGGUCAAAUAUUUCCGAUACUUUCUGUAUCGCUGCAGGUUUUUUUUUUUUUUUUUUUUUUGCCUUGAAAUGUUACAUCGUCUAUAUCUUACUUUAAAUAGACGAACAGACAUUAGAACGAACCGCCCACGCAGAAACUAAAACAUCAAAUUGAUUUUGACCACAAACGUCAUAGCAAUAUUAAUAAAAAUACCAAUAUUUUCGAUAAGCCUUGUAAGAAAUUCGACGACCUAGAUUUAGAAUGACAAAAUCUCCCCAAGUUUGGCUGUCGAAAAUUCAGUUUUAGAAAAACUAGUACGAAAUAAAUAAUCAACAAAAAAUGAUUCUUUCGAAUUAUCGUCUAUUCGACGUUAAAUUUACCAAGUUUUUGAAACAAUUUUCCGAGAUAAAGGAAAACCUGCCGUGCUGUGAAUUCAGCCAAGUUUUCUUUGUUGAUUCCGCGGAAUUUUUUGAAAUCUUUCCAGUUUGCAGCUGCGCUACUUAAAAAUACUACCUGUAGAGUGGUUUAGAUUUUCGGAAAACCGAUUAUUUUCCAAAUGCUUUCAAAUUUUUUCAGUUAAACGUACUUUUACAAAUACAGAAAGCGGAAAAAAGUUACAAUUUUCUGUCAUCAUUCAAUGUUUUUUCCUUCUAUCCAUAUCUGUGGCAUGUAUCAUCGUAUUUAUAUCUGCAUCUAAUAAAAAUGAUUUUGUCGUCGAAAGACGUUAGACUCCAAAUUUGUUUUCAUCAAGUUUAUAUCUUCUUGCCAAGUUAUAGGUUCUUCGGGCAGUUGUAUAGAUUUGAUGAGAAAAUAUUUCGUAUGUGCUUCGACGAGGAAUCAAUUUACAAGGUUGAUAUGAAUACGAGAAUAAUAUUUAAAAUUUUGUAAAAAACAAAAAAUUUUCAGCAUUUGCAUUUUUUACUGCAAUGUCAAGCUACGUUUAACCAAAAAUAUUACAACAUUUUACGAAGGGUUGAAUGUACAAAUUUUAAAUAAUCCACAGAGUAAGUCAAUUCAAUUGGCGUAAAUUUUGGGAAAGUUCAACGGAGUCGAAAAAAAUUGGCUCAUGAAUUCACAAAAAAAAUUUCACAUACAUUGCUAAUCUCGGUAUCUGGAUUUCCUAGACAUGUCCAUUGUUUACUCAACUUUGUAAUAAAAAUUGGACAUCGAUUCGUGGAUGGAUUAUUGUUAUUAUUAUUGUUCCCUGUGUGGGCGAUUGCAUGUAUUACCCGUGGCAAAAGGUUGAAACUUAAGUAAGCAGCAGACUAAACACACGAUUACUAAUUUAAAGUUAUUCAACACAAAACCGAAAAUCAGCGUGAGCGAAAAUUUUCACUAAUUUUUAUCAACAUUCACAGAAAAAAAACUUGCGGCUCUUACUUAACCUUACCAAAGUGUAAGAGCUACUUAAAUACAUACUUAAAAUUAAAAUACAUUAAAAUUAUAGUCAUCAUUACUGUCGUGUAACGUAUAGAGGAUAAUAAUAAUAAUAUCUAUUUGAGCGUGCGAGGAUCAGAUCGAAUGAAUGUGGAUAGCAUAAAUGGGAAAAGACCGACUAUCAGGUGAAAAGAAUUAUCCAGAGUUUCGCUAUUUGACGAAGCUAAGAUAUUCGGAAGCAGGAGAAAUAAGUUAACGGAACAAGUGAUGAUAUAUUAUAUUAUAUAAUAAUACAGCCUGUUAUUCGAUGAUGAGUAGGUAAAAAAAAAAAAAAGAAAAAAAAAGUAAUUUGUUUCAAUGAUAAUAAUAAUAUAAUAAGAGAAAUAAGUAUUAAAUUAUUAUUAUUGUUGUUGUUAUUACUAUUAUUAUUAUUAUUAGUAUUAUUAUUAUUAAUAAUGAUGAAAUAUAUUAUAAUAAUAUAAUUAUAUGAAAAUAAACAAAUUAGACAAAGUCACCUAUAUACUCGUAUUAUAAUACAUUAAUUAUAAUUAUACUAAACGGCAGCGAGAUAUUAUUAUACAACAUAAAAUAAUAAUUAAGUAUGAUAAUUUACAAUAUAAUAAUGCGAUAUUAGAAUAUUGUAAAUUCGAUAUCGUGAUUACUUAGUCGGUAGGUUAAAAAAAUAGGAUCUAGAAACAUAAAUAUAUAUAUAUAUCUGUAUAUAUAUAUAUAAUAUACAUGUAUAUAUAUAUAUAUGCAUAUAUAUUGCAAUUGUUUUGGAAGCUUCGCAGUAUGAUAUAAAAAUUGUGUUAAAAUGUGCAGAUUGCAAAAGAGUCGCAAGCUUGUGCUUGUCGAAUAAUGGUAUAAAUCGAUAAAAAUAAACGUUUAUAUUAUGUCUGCCAUUACUAUGGAAAUGAGUAUAGAGCUAAAUAAAUAUAUGUACGCAUUUGAUAUUAUAUAUAAUAUUAACACAUAACACAGCACACAGCACACACACACACACACACACACACACACAGAUAUAAUUGGAGCGCGCGUAAACAAGAACUCGACAAUAUUGAAAAAGUGUGUAUAAUAAUAUGUGAAUUUACACGCACUGCAGGCGCU
Messenger RNA from Neodiprion fabricii, 3928 nucleotides. Its product is annotated as sodium/potassium-transporting ATPase subunit beta-2-like. Lineage: Eukaryota; Metazoa; Arthropoda; Insecta; Hymenoptera; Diprionidae. The transcript has 5 exons. The record is from RefSeq and is a predicted model, not a curated record. The coding region runs from base 249 to 1202 and encodes 317 amino acids. Gene Ontology annotation, molecular function: ATPase activator activity. Gene Ontology annotation, cellular component: sodium:potassium-exchanging ATPase complex. Gene Ontology annotation, biological process: intracellular potassium ion homeostasis; sodium ion export across plasma membrane; potassium ion import across plasma membrane.